Gymnodraco acuticeps is the source of this 957-nucleotide messenger RNA. RefSeq lists its product as uncharacterized. The record is from RefSeq and is a predicted model, not a curated record. Lineage: Eukaryota; Metazoa; Chordata; Actinopteri; Perciformes; Bathydraconidae. The coding region runs from base 67 to 957 and encodes 296 amino acids. The transcript is spliced from 5 exons. Gene Ontology annotation, biological process: signal transduction.
UCAGCAACUCCACAAACUCCAACAUAGAAGCUUUCGAUAUAGUGUUUUCUCAGAUUUUUAGGAAAAAUGCCUUCUCAUAUCAUGCUCUCCUACCAGUGGGAUGACCAGGCUCUGGUGAAAAAGAUUUAUGACCGCCUCAAAGAUGAUGGUCUGCCAGUGUGGUUGGAUAUAGAAGGAGGGGUGACGGGAAAUAUAAACGAUUCGAUGGCUGCAGGUGUGGAGGAGGCUGUGGUGAUUUGUCCAUUCAUGUCUCCAGCUUACCAGGCGUCCCGCAGCUGUAAGAAAGAGCUCAACUACGCAGACAGCAGGGAGGUCAGCAUCGUGCCCGUCAUGCUGACCAACAACUGGGAGGCGAGCGAGUGGCUGGGGCUGAUCACUGCAGGCCUGCUGUGGGUGGACUUCAGAAAUGCAGAGAAGGGUGAGGAGCACUUUGAGAUGUGUCUCAGCUCUCUGGAGGAGGAGAUCAUGUUUAACGUGGGUCACCUCCUGGCAGUUGAAGAACCUCAGGGAGAGGUGGUGGGUCAGCCUGAACCAUCAAAACCCCGCAUGAAAAAGAAACCUGGGAGAGGGUUUCGCCAUGCUCUCUCAAAGCUCUACAUCCAUGAUUCAGGUGAGAUAAUCGAGCCGACUGUCAGCAGCAGGAACACAGUGGAGCUCAGUGAGAAAGCUGGAGAGAAUUGUUACUGGCUGGAGAUUAAAGGCAACGGCUGUAAAUACUACAGGAACGUUGUCACCAACAGAUACCUGGGAUUCGACCCCAGCAGGAACCAGGUCCACUCUGAGGUCAGCCCCUCUGAGAGAGAAGAGUGGCUGAUGUUGGUGGACCAGACGGACCAGAGCCAUCAGAGAGCCGUCAUCGUCAAGAACAAACACUCUGGGAUGUUCCUGGCAGUCCAAAAUGGCCACUUUACCGGACACACAUCUUACAAUGAAGACUGCAAAUGGUUUUUAGAAUAA